GGGAUGGGAGGCCUGGCCCACAUUGACGGCGAGCACAUUGUGGUGUCGGUGCCGGAGGCCGUGAUGGUGUCGGAUGAGGGCAUCAUGCUGGAGGCUGAGGUGGUGGAGGGGCCCGACAUCUGUCAUGAGGACGUCCUCACCACCGAGGGCGUGAUCAUGGCCGAGGUGGCCAUCCAAGAGGCUCUGGGCGGCACGGCUGACCUGAUCGAGGAGACGGUGCCCGAUCAGGUGUUUGUGGCUGAGCUCAUGUCUCCUCACGAUCAGAGCCCGCUGGACCACGAGCUGGUGUCCGCAGAGGUCAUGGUGACGGACACUGAGACGGUCAUCCAGGCGUCUGACGUCACCAUUAAAGCAGUCGAUGAGGAGGAGGAGGAGGAUGCGAAGAGCACUUCGGAGGACUACCUCAUGAUUUCCUUGGAUGAGGUUGGGGAAAAGCUAGACAUUGGAGACGCACCUUUAAAGAUCACCGCAGAUGUGGGCCAGGAAGACGAUGGCUCGAAAGAGGAUGAGUUCAGCUCGGAGGUCAUUAAAGUUUACAUCUUUAAGGCAGAUGGAGAUGAAGAUGUGGAAAUAGGCAGCACAGAGGUGGUGGCAGAGAGUGAUUUUCCCAACGGGCACAUGGUGCUGGAGCCGGCGGGUUCAGGCAGGCUGCCCAGAGAGAAGAUGGUCUACAUGGCUGUAAAGGACGUCAGCCAAGGAGAGGAGGAUAUCAACUGUUCGGAGAUGACUGACCAGGUGUAUAUGGAGGUCAUAGUUGGGGAGGAAGAAGCUCCUGCUAUGACUGAAGCGCAGCUGGAGGACACACCGGUUAACAAGACCUUUGUUCCUGCCACCUGGGCGACUGCUUAUGGAAGCAGUUUUGAAUGUAAGAAUGGUGCAGCCACUCCCUACCUACAGAUCACUGACAGCAUCAGCACAAGCCGAGCACUUAAACAAAAGAUCAAGAAGAAGAGGAGAGGAGAGACACGCCAGUGCCAGACAGCUGUGAUCAUCGGUCCUGACGGGCAGCCCCUGACCGUCUACCCCUGCCACAUCUGCGGCAAGAAGUUCAAAUCACGUGGUUUCCUGAAGCGCCACAUGAAGAAUCACCCGGACCACAUGUUCAAGAAGAAGUACCAGUGCACCGACUGCGACUUCACCACCAACAAGAAGGUGAGUUUCCACAACCACCUGGAGAGCCACAAGCUGAUCAUCAAGAGCGAGAAGAUCCCGGAGUACACAGAGUACACGCGGCGCUAUCACGAGGCCAGCCCGCUCAACUCCAACAAGCUCAUCCUGCGUGACAAAGAGCCCAAGCUGCACAAGUGCAAGUACUGCGAGUACGAGACGGCCGAGCAGGGCCUCCUCAACCGCCACCUGCUGGCUGUGCACAGCAAAAACUUUGCGCACGUCUGCGUCGAGUGCGCCAAGGGCUUCCGGCACCCGUCGGAGCUCAAGAAACACAUGCGGACGCACACGGGCGAGAAGCCCUACCAUUGCCAGCACUGCGACUUCAGCUGUGCCGACCAGUCCAACCUAAAGACUCACAUAAAGAGCAAACACGGCACUGACCUGCCCUUCAAGUGUGGCCACUGCCCGCAAGCCUUCGCCGAGGACAAGGAGCUCCAGAGACACACGGAGAUCUUCCAGGGCCAUAAGACUCACCAGUGUCCGCACUGCGAACACAAAAGCACCAACUCCAGCGACCUGAAGCGUCACGUCAUCUCGGUGCACACCAAAGACUUCCCGCACAAGUGCGACGUCUGCGAGAAGGGCUUCCACAGACCCUCCGAACUGAAGAAGCACGCCGAAACACACAAGGGGAAUAAAGUGCACCAGUGCCGGCACUGCGAUUUUAAGACGUCAGACCCCUUCACGCUGAGCCGCCACAUUCUGUCCGUUCACACCAAGGACUUGCCGUUUAAGUGCAAGCGCUGCAAGCGUGGAUUCAGGCAUCAGAACGAACUUAAGAAGCACAUGAAGACUCACAGCGGUCGCAAGGUCUAUCAGUGCCAAUUUUGCGAGUACAACACUACGGACGCUUCGGGUUUCAAACGGCACGUCAUAUCCAUCCACACUAAAGACUAUCCGCACAGGUGUGACUAUUGCAAGAAGGGUUUCCGUCGGCCGUCGGAAAAGAAUCAACACAUAAUGCGGCAUCACAAAGAAACCCUGCUAUAACGCUCUUUCUUUCUGCUCCACAGCUACACGUCUCAUUUAUGGCCCUCUUAUUUAAUGCAAUGGUUCUCAACUCCAGUCCUCGGGACCCACUGCUCUGCACAU
This is a messenger RNA of Sinocyclocheilus grahami, 2262 nucleotides long. RefSeq names its product zinc finger protein 711-like. Gene Ontology annotation, biological process: regulation of transcription by RNA polymerase II; regulation of hemopoiesis. The record is from RefSeq and is a predicted model, not a curated record. Gene Ontology annotation, cellular component: nucleus. Gene Ontology annotation, molecular function: DNA-binding transcription activator activity, RNA polymerase II-specific; RNA polymerase II cis-regulatory region sequence-specific DNA binding; metal ion binding. The transcript is spliced from 6 exons. The coding region runs from base 4 to 2160 and encodes 718 amino acids. Lineage: Eukaryota; Metazoa; Chordata; Actinopteri; Cypriniformes; Cyprinidae.